This is a messenger RNA of Octodon degus (degu), 2082 nucleotides long. It is a transcript of the gene Rnf8, whose product is annotated as ring finger protein 8. Bases 143 to 1642 code for a protein of 499 amino acids. The record is from RefSeq and is a predicted model, not a curated record. Lineage: Eukaryota; Metazoa; Chordata; Mammalia; Rodentia; Octodontidae. Gene Ontology annotation, biological process: double-strand break repair; ubiquitin-dependent protein catabolic process; protein K48-linked ubiquitination. Gene Ontology annotation, molecular function: ubiquitin protein ligase activity; histone binding. Gene Ontology annotation, cellular component: nucleus; site of double-strand break; cytosol. The transcript is spliced from 9 exons.
GCGCCGGCGGCGAUUGCUCCUGUCUGUUGUUUGGCUAUGUUGCGGUGGGCGAGAGAGUCCCCGGACUGCCGGAAACCGGUUCGGGACUGCCGGAAACCGGUUCGGCGGCUCGCUCUCUGCUGACCGACCGGACCGAGGGGCUAUGGGGGACCCCGGUUCUCCGGACUCCGGAGACCCCGCCGGAGUCAGGAGUUGGUGCCUGCGGCGGGUGGGGAUGGACGCCGAGUGGCUGCUGCUGGAGGCCGGGUGCGAGGUGUCUAUUGGACGAGGCUUUGGUGUCACAUACCAACUGUUAUCAAAAGUUUGCCCUCUGAUGAUUUCUCGAAACCACUGUGUUUUGAAGCAGAAUCCUGAGGGCCAGUGGACAAUUAUGGACAACAAGAGUUUGAAUGGUGUUUGGCUGAACAAAGAACGAAUAGAACCAUUGAAGUUUUAUUUCAUCCAUAAGGGAGACCAUGUCCAGCUUGGGGUGCCUUUGCAGAAUAAGGAACAUGCAGAGUAUGAAUAUGAAGUUACUGAAGAAGAGUGGGAGAGGAUGUUUCCUUAUCUUGCCCCAAAGAGUAACCAGAUGAUGGAAAAAAAUAAGAGCUUGAGAACUAAAAGGAAAAGUAGUACAGAUGAAGUAGAAGGUCUUGGAUGUGAAGGUCCCUCAUGUUUAAAAUCCAAAAUAAGUAAAGUGUCUUGUGAACCUGAGCAGCCAGUGAAGUCACCUGGGAAUGGCAGAGUAGCCAAUCAGCCCUCUGAAUACUUGGAUCCUGGAUUGGCUUCUCUCGAGGCAAAUGAGAAGACCACCAGGGCUCGUACUUACCGUGGACCUCCAAAAGUCAAAAAGUUUCGUUUCAAGAAGCAGAAGGCCUCAGCAAAGCCUUCAGCAUCUCAGAGCAGCUUAGAGCUGUUUAAGGUGACCAUGUCCAGAAUUGUGAAGCUCAAAAGACAGCUGCAAGAAAAACAAGUCGCUGUGAUAAAUGUGAAAAAGCAAACCCGGAAGGAUAAUGCAAAGAAAAUUGUGAAGAUGGAGCAGGAGCUGCAGGAUCUACAGUCCCAGCUGUGCACAGAGCAGGCUCAGCAGCAGGCGAGAGUAGAGCAGCUGGAGAAGACUUUCCAGGAAGAAGAAAAGCACCUCCAGGGUUUGGAGAAAGAACAAGUAGAGGACCUGAAGCAACAGCUGGCCCAGGCUCUGCAGGAGCACCAGGCCCUAAUGGAAGAGCUAAACCGCAGUAGGAAGGACUUUGAAACAAUCAUCCAAGAGAAGAACAAAGAGCUGGAGCAGACCAAGGAAGAAAAGGAGAAGGUGCAAGCGCAGAAGGAAGAGGUUCUGAGCCACAUGAGCGAUGUGCUGGAGAAUGAGCUCCAGUGCAUUAUCUGCUCGGAAUACUUCAUCGAGGCUGUGACCUUGAACUGUGCCCACAGCUUUUGCUCCUAUUGCAUCAGUGAAUGGAUGAAGCGGAAGAUAGAAUGCCCCAUUUGUCGGAAGAACAUCAAGUCCAAAACCCACUCCCUGGUUCUAGACAAUUGCAUUGAUAAAAUGGUGGAUAAGCUGGGCUCUGAAGUGAAGGAACGAAGAACCGUCCUCAUUAGGGAACGGAAAGUCCUGGGGAGAAGAUCCAAGGCCUUGCGUGCACCAGCUAAGAGGGUGUCUUGAAGACUGCUGUGUUGGAGAGGCUCCAUGGCAUGGCACUUGAGGCAGGCUGCAGAAGUCCGCCUCGCAUGACCUGGCCCUGCAGGUGUCGCCUGAGAGCCAUGUGGUACAGAGACUUCGGAAGCCCAGUGUCCCCUGCUGCCCACAGUGGCCAGCCAGCUGUCCUCAUGUCUGGAGCUUCGUUGGGACUUGAGGCACUGGCUGCUUUGGGGUACCUAACAGACUGCCUCACCACUGGCUAAGUGCGCUAUCAUCCUGUUUUAAUUUGUUGUUACCGUUUUUGAUAUCUGAGAAACACUGCUGUUGACCUUCGUUUUGGACAUUAGGGUGUGGCCCAUGGCUGCUACUGAAGAUAGCCUGUAUUUUGAGUCUAGCUCAUCUCUUUUUUGUGAAAACAAGAUGUCAUUUCUUGGGAAUAAAAUAUAAAACCGGUUGGUUGCUCA